AUGGGGCGGAGAGUGGCCAUCGUGGGAGCCGGUGUCAGUGGCUUGGCUGCCAUCAGGAGCUGUCUGGAGGAGGGGCUGGAGCCCAUCUGCUUCGAGAGGAGCGAUGACGUGGGUGGCCUGUGGAAGUUCUCGGAACGUGUGGAGGAGGGCAGGGCGAGCAUCUACCCAUCAGUCUUUGCAAACUCUUCCAAGGAGAUGAUGUGCUUUCCAGACUUCCCCUAUCCUGAGGACUUCCCCGUCUUCAUGCACAACCACAAGCUACAGGAAUACAUCACCUCAUUUGCCAGAGAAAAGGGCCUUCUAAAACACAUACAAUUUGAGACACUUGUAUCCAGUAUAAGUAAGCGUCCUGAUUUCUCAACUACUGGCCAAUGGGAUGUUGAAACUGAAAAGAACGGUAAAAAAGAGUCGGCUGUCUUUGAUGCUGUUAUGAUCUGUUCUGGACAUCAUGUAUACCCCAAUCUACCAAAAGACUCCUUUCCAGGUCUGGAGCACUUCGGGGGCCAGUGCUUCCACAGCAGGGAGUACAAGGACCCGGGCCUGUGGAGGGGGAAGCGAGUGCUGGUGAUUGGCCUGGGGAACUCAGGCUCUGACAUUGCCAUAGAGCUCAGUCGCAUGGCUGAAAAGGUCGUCAUCAGCUCCAGAAGUGGCUCCUGGGUGCUGAGCCGGGUCUGGGACGAUGGCUACCCCUGGGACAUGGUGUUCAUCACGCGCUUUCAGACGUUCCUCAAGAACAGCUUGCCCACAGCCAUCUCCGACUGGUGGUACAUGAAGCAGAUGAACUCAAAGUUCAAGCACGAGAACUACGGCUUGAUGCCUCUAAACGGAGCCCUGAGGAAAGAGCCCGUGUUCAAUGAUGACCUCCCCGCCCACAUCCUCUGCGGCAGGGUCUCCAUCAAGCCUAAUGUGAAAAAGUUCACAGAGACCUCGGCCAUUUUUGAGGAUGGGACGGUGUUUGAAGCCAUCGAUUGUGUCAUCUUCGCCACAGGCUAUAGUAAUGCCUACCCCUUCCUUGAUGACUCCAUCAUCAAAAGCAGGAACAACGAGGUCACCUUGUACAAAGGCAUCUUCCCCCCUCAGCUCGAGAAGUCGACCUUGGCUGUGAUUGGCCUUGUCCAGUCUCUGGGGGCUGCCAUCCCCACAACGGACCUGCAGGCCCGCUGGGCAACCCGAGUCAUAAAGGGAACUUGUAGUUUGCCUUCUAGGAAAGACAUGAUGAGUGACAUUGAUGAGAAAAUGGGGAAAAAGCUCAAAUGGUUUGGCAAAAGCGAGACCAUACAGACGGACUACAUUGUUUACAUGGACGAACUGGCCUCCUUCAUUGGGGUGAAGCCCAGCAUCCCGUGGCUGUUCCUCACGGAUCCCAGAUUGGCCGUGGAAGUUUUCUUCGGCCCCUGCAGCCCCUACCAGUUCAGGCUGGUGGGCCCAGGGAAGUGGCCAGGAGCCAGGAACGCCAUCCUGACCCAGUGGGACCGGACACUGAAGCCCACGAGGACGCGUGCAGUGGGGGAGAUGCAGAAGCCUAGCCUGCCCACCCAGCUCUUCAAGUUCCUGGCUCUUCCCCUUCUGCUCCUUGCUGUUUUCCUUGCGUGGGUCUAA
Messenger RNA from Marmota flaviventris (yellow-bellied marmot), 1599 nucleotides. Its product is annotated as flavin-containing monooxygenase 3-like. NCBI's taxonomy places the organism in Eukaryota, Metazoa, Chordata, Mammalia, Rodentia, Sciuridae. The record is from RefSeq and is a predicted model, not a curated record. Gene Ontology annotation, molecular function: NADP binding; flavin adenine dinucleotide binding; N,N-dimethylaniline monooxygenase activity.